Messenger RNA from Ilex paraguariensis (yerba mate), 228 nucleotides. NCBI's taxonomy places the organism in Eukaryota, Viridiplantae, Streptophyta, Magnoliopsida, Aquifoliales, Aquifoliaceae. The record is from the annotation of a GenBank genome assembly.
AUGCAGCUAACCCUAACAGACAAAACACCUGUUAAUGUGAGUGCAGUGUUCGUGAAUGGGAAGUUUUGCAAGAACCCAAAGCUUGCCAAAGCUGAUGAUUUCUUCUUUCCUGGUCCCAAGAUGCUCGGUCUCAACAUCCCCAGAAGUACAUCAAAUCGAGUUGGGUCGAAUGUUACUCCAGUAAACGUGGAACAAUACCAGGGCUCAACACUCUUGGUAUCUCAUUAG